AUAUUUAAAGAGGAAGAAACUGAAUGUACCACAGAACACAAUGGCACUCUGGAGAAGUAUCUGUGUGCUAAUGGUAGUCAUUCUUCUGUCAAAAGCUUCAUACUCACAACUGAGUGUUUGUGGUAGGCCCCCCCUUAACACCAGAAUAGUGGGGGGUCAGGAUGCCCCAGAAGGGAGCUGGCCAUGGCAGGCUAGUCUUCACAUAUUUGGUGAUCAUCAGUGUGGGGGAUCACUCAUCACUAAGGAUUGGGUGCUGUCUGCAGCUCACUGCUUCGACAGCACAUUUGUCAAUCCCUGGUCCGUUUAUCUGGGCCGACAGAACCAGGAGGGUAGCAACCCUCAUGAAGUGUCCAUAGGGGUGGGUCAAAUUGUACUUCAUCCUGAUUAUGAUGCCCAAUCCAGCGACAAUGACAUUGCUCUGUUGAGGCUAGCCUCCCCAGUCAACUUCACGAACUACAUCCGGCCCAUUUGUCUGGCAGCAAGUGCUAGCACCUUCCAUAGUGACACAAGCAGCUGGGUAACUGGCUGGGGGGCGAUCAAUGAGGGAGUUGCACUUCCUUCCCCUCAAACAUUGCAAGAAGUGGAGGUGCCAGUUGUAGGUAACAAACAGUGUACCUGUCUGUAUGGGGAGGGCCAAAUCACAGAAAACAUGAUGUGUGCUGGCUUAUCCACUGGAGGAAAGGACUCUUGUCAGGGAGACUCAGGGGGACCUAUGGUGAGCAAACAGAACAGUGUGUGGGUCCAGUCUGGAAUUGUUAGUUUUGGUAUUGGCUGUGCUCGUCCCAAGUUCCCAGGAGUGUACACCAGGGUGUCCCGCUAUGAAGCCUGGAUCAACUCCCAGAUAAACACUGAGCAGCCAGGUUUUGUCACAUUUUCCUCUAAUGGGACAGACAGUGACAACAGUUUCACUUGUUCUAGCCUUCAACCAUCUACUCAGCCUCCAACAACAGCACCAGCUGCAGUGUGUGGCAGUGCCUCCAGUAAUCCCCGUAUCGGUGGGAACAGUGGGCUGGCCACAGAUGGAGCAUGGCCCUGGCAGGUCAGUCUACACAAGGAUGGGGCUCACGUCUGUGGGGGCACCCUCAUCACUGAUGAGUCCGUCAUGAGCGCUGCAGAAUGCUUCUCCAGAACACAGCCCAAUGCCAGCGAAUGGACAGUGUUUCUGGGUCGCUUGAAACAGAACGGUUCAAACCCAUUUGAGGUUUCAAUGAAUGUUUCAAGCAUUACCCUGAGUAACUUGACAGGCAAUAAUAUUGCUGUGCUGAAACUUGCCAAAAAGGCAAAGCUCACCAGCUCCAUUCAACCUGUGUGUUUGGAUUUGGGUGAUGGAAAUAUCGGCACCGGAACCCAGUGCUGGGUGACAGGGUGGGGCAGUGGCCAGGGUGGAGUGGAACAAGCCCUACAAGAGUUUAAAGCCAAUGUAACAGAGUGCGCAAAUAUCUCCGUUGCUGAAAAUAUCUGCACAGAACCUGUGGAGAUACAGCAGGGAGAUGUAGGUGGCCCCUUAGUGUGUAAAUGGGGCAUUUCCUGGUUCCAAGCUGGCAUCAUAAUGGCAAAUGAUGACAGGAACGGCACUACUGGAAAUGCCAGCACGUUUCGCGCAUCUGGCGCACAGAUCUUUGCCAAACCCUCCCAGUUUGGAAAUUUCUUGAGAGAAACCGUGGGUAGUUUCCCACCUCCAGCCAAUAUCACUGUCACCACAGUCACCCCAAUGACCAGCAUGACUACGAGUGGAGCCCCAUGCAUCCUUUCUCUAUCCCUUCUGCUCUUGCUCUUCUCACCCCUCUUUUCACUCUUCCUACUUGUAGAGUGGGUGCACUGAGACUGAGGAAGACUUUUCUUUUUAGGGCACAGGGCAUUAGCACUAUUGUACUAUUUGGUAAAUCAUCAGACAUUUUGGGGACUUAAAAGUGAUUAUGAUUAUCUUCCCGUUUCCGCACUUUCCCAAUGGCACCCUGACAAAUGAAUAUGAUGCGCACCAGUGAACUGUGUGUUUCCUACGUUAUGCUUGAAGUUCUAACAAUGGAAUUACUAUAUUUUUAAAGCAUUAUCAUCAUGACAUCAGGGGAAAAAAUCAUAAUGUGGUAGUUGGUUGUUUACUUAUAACAACACAUAACCUCAAUGGUGUUUUGAAGCCAGUAAGUAAAUAUACUGUACUCAUGUACAUAUUUCAUGGUAAAAUGAGAUAAGCAUUCUUGCAUAUAACAUGGACAAAAGGGGUGGCAUAUAUACGACAAUCCUUUGUGUUACUCUGUUUUUUUAUAUGCAGUGCUAGAUUUUUUUUUGUGUAUGUAUUUGCAUGUAUGUCACAAUUUGAAAGACAGAAUGUUCUAUGAUUGUGAAAAAGAAAGUUUAAGCAAUGUACUUGGUGGUUUUGUUUACUUGUUUUUUUUUAAAUCCAUCUUGCUAUUUUGCUUUGUUGCAAUGGAGGAUGGGGUUGGGGGGGGGGGGCUUGUUUGUUCUUGUUUGUUUUUACAGUAUUAAAAACAGACUAAUUUAAACAAGUACUUUUUUGCAUUGAAGCAUUUAUAUUUUCCAUGCUCAUAAUAAAAGACACUACUGUUGGUGGA
Anguilla anguilla (European eel) is the source of this 2570-nucleotide messenger RNA. Its product is annotated as polyserase-2. NCBI's taxonomy places the organism in Eukaryota, Metazoa, Chordata, Actinopteri, Anguilliformes, Anguillidae. The coding region runs from base 41 to 1822 and encodes 593 amino acids. The record is from RefSeq and is a predicted model, not a curated record. Gene Ontology annotation, biological process: proteolysis. The transcript is spliced from 10 exons. Gene Ontology annotation, molecular function: serine-type endopeptidase activity.